AUGCACUUCUCCCUCAAGCGCGGCCUCGACGGCGGCGGCGGCGGCGGCCAUGACAUUCGAGGCUACGAGCUGCCGCCGUGGACUGUGCUCCUCGUCCUCGCCAACCUUUUGCUCCUCGUCCCGCUGAUGCUGAUUUUCGAGUACACCCUCAAGCUCAUCUACCCCGUCUUCGCCAUGAUCGAGGACGAAAACCCCCCCGCCUACGAGCCCCUCUCCCUCAGCGACCCGUCCGCCGGUGCCGCCGAGCGAGGCCCCGUCACCCGCGGCGGCGGCCAGCCCCCCCGCACCGUCACGUCCUCCUUCCGCGCCAUCAACCGCCUCCUCCUGGCCAACGGCGGCGUGUCGGCCAACUUCCGCGGCUUCUUCUGCUUCCUCGCCCAGGUGCUCCUCACCUCGGUCCUCGUGGGCGUCUUCACCGGCGCCCUGGGCGGCCUCUUCGUCCCCGUCGCCACCCUCCUCGCCGCCCUGGCCCUGGUCCAGCUCAGCACCGCCUGGGUGCACGUCGUCAUCUCCGAGCCCUCUCCGCUGCCCUUCUGGGCGCGCCUGCCUCCCUUCCGGCGCACCUUUGACGCUACGUGGCAGGCCGUCACCAUCUUCUGGUUCGCCAGCCACGUCGCGCGCUUCAUCCCCCUUGCGCUCGCGCUGGCCAUGGGCCUCCGGCUUCCCCGGUCCGGGUUCGGCGAGCCCAUGGACGUCGACGCCCUCGGCGCCGGCUUCUUCGUCAAGACGCUCGUCCUGGCCGUCGUCACGAUUGCCUGCUCCGUCUUCGUCACCGUCCCCGCCUACGUCGUUCUCGUCCGCGUGCAAGCCUCGCUUCUGCCGGUCGACCAGUCCACCAUCAUCCCCUUUGACCGUUCUUUCCAGGCCAAGGUUGAGCCCGAGGUUGUCGGAGGAAAGGGCUACGCCACUGUUAUGGAUGCCUGGACCACGUACAGCAAGACCGCUUGGCGCCGUCUCAUCACCCUCUACCUGAAAAUGUUUGCCAUCACCAUGACGGCUUUGGUUGUCUUCACGGCCCUCCUUGUUCCUCAGAUCAUUUUCGUCGCCAAGCACAGCAAGGAAGUGCUCUAG
This is a messenger RNA of Ustilaginoidea virens, 1071 nucleotides long. RefSeq lists its product as uncharacterized. Bases 1 to 1071 code for a protein of 356 amino acids. The record is from RefSeq and is a predicted model, not a curated record. The transcript is spliced from 2 exons. Lineage: Eukaryota; Fungi; Ascomycota; Sordariomycetes; Hypocreales; Clavicipitaceae.